Molecule: messenger RNA, 1433 nt
Organism: Glycine soja
Lineage: Eukaryota; Viridiplantae; Streptophyta; Magnoliopsida; Fabales; Fabaceae
Exons: 3
Coding region: 216-776 (186 amino acids)
Source: RefSeq, a predicted model, not a curated record
UAUACAGAACCGUUUUUUUUCCCUUCUUAUUCGUCGUUCUGUUCAAUUCCUCGCCGAGUUUUUCGUCCAGAUGCUACGAACCGUUGCCGUUGAUCCACGCGCCGGCGACCUUCCGUUUUGAUUCACCGGCACCGUUUUGGCUGUUACUUUGGUUCUUCAGAGAGAAGGGAGCCAUUUAUAGAAAUUAUUUUAUGGUGCGCCGAUGAGCAGAACUGAUGUUAUUGGCAGUAGAAGGAGGGGGAUUCUUCUCUGCUUCGGCUUCAGGGUAUACUAAGGGCCUGAGCCUUCUCCUCUUGGGUCAGAGGAAUGAGGAUAAACCCAUGAGAGUAGCGCCCUGGAACCAGUACCAGUUGGUAGACCAAGAAUCUGACCCCGAGCUCCAGCUGGCUUCCACAAAGAAUCGCCUCUCCCGCGGCUGUGCCUCCUUUGUUUGCUUUGGUCGCACUUCCGCAGGGCUUGAUACUCCAUCUCCCCUUAAAGUGGGCCCUGCCCAACAACAUGAUGUCUCACCUGGGACACUGGUUUCCAAUAAGGGAAAGGAUCCUUCAGCACAUGUAGAUGAUGAAAGUGAUAACAGAAAGGUUACACUUAAAAGUAGCAUAAAGAAGCCGCAAAUUAGUAAACCCAUUCCUGUUGAGGCUGCUAAUGAACAUGAAGCAUCAGGUGGACAGGGGAUUUGUACUCCUGGAGGUCAACCCGAAAGAAGGAAAGUGCAGUGGACAGAUAAUUGUGGUAGUGAGCUUGUUGAAAUUCGAGAAUUUGAGCCCAGGAGAUGAUUUGGUAGUGAUCUAAUUCACAAGGAACUCUGCAAAGGAACGUAUUUUGGUUGUUGGACUUGGAGCUAAUAAGCAGGUUUAGACGUUUAGUUAAUUCCAAUUAAGUGAUGAAUACAUUGAAUUCUCACUUGUGAUGUUGACAUGGAAAAGUUUGCUGAUGUGGACACGUGGAUGUUCCCUAUGCCACAUCAGAAAAUUUUGGCAGCUUCUACUUAUGUUAGGACCCAAUAAAAAGUAGAAUAGAAUUAUAGUAACUCAGUUUAAAGAGGUAAGGAUCAAGACUUAUUUAAAAUUGCGUGCAACUGUAGGGGCCAUGUAAAGCAUGUUAUAGUGAUAUGAAACCUUGAGAUUAUGUCUCUAUUUCGUUCAAUAUUCCUGUUUAUAACUUUAUUAAAUAGUACAUCAUAAAUGAGACUAUGCUACAAUUAGUUUGUCAAUUACCUGUCUUGUACCCCGUAGGUAUGACACGCAUGGAGCUAGGGCGGGAAGUGCCCUACCCCCGUCUCUAUUAUUUCCCUAUUCCUAUUCCUAUCCUCAUCAUGAUUCCCACUUUGGGUUAAUUUUUUCCCAUCCCUGAUUCCUUGAAGGUCCUUGUGGGACCUUGAAAUUGUAAAUAAUAAUAAUAAUAACAACAAUAAAGGUAUUCAGGUCUCCUUU